Phytophthora nicotianae INRA-310 is the source of this 572-nucleotide messenger RNA. RefSeq lists its product as hypothetical. The transcript has a single exon. The record is from RefSeq and is a predicted model, not a curated record. Lineage: Eukaryota; Oomycota; Peronosporomycetes; Peronosporales; Peronosporaceae. The coding region runs from base 226 to 474 and encodes 82 amino acids.
GCGAAAGAUGAAGAUGUCACCGAUGAAGAGAGGAAGACGCCGAAGAUCUUGGAGCGUCUAAAAACUUGGAACGCCGACAGAAAAGCGAGUCCUACUUUUAAACAGGCAAUAUCCGCCUUCAAGGACUACGAACUGAAAGAACAAAAAGGUUUGUUUGGCACCACGGCCUUUAAAGUCUGGGCCAAAAAAGUGAAAGCACUCGAUCAAGAGAACGCAGGGUCAACCAUGCUCACGAUUCUUCUGCGGCGUUAUGAUGACAUCACGUUGGCGAGACUAAUUGGAUCGUCCAAGUUCUCGGAAUGGUUGAAAAGCAUUGCUACAGACUUGCGGGGAGCGCUGUUUGCCAAGUGGAAGCAGGCGGGAAUGAAGCCGAAUACCAUCGAAGCCCAACUACUGAAGAAGCCAAAUACUCAAUUGUGGGGCGAAAAUGACAAGGAGCUGGUGAAGGCGUACACAGCCUUCUUUAAUCUAUAGCAACAUCAGACACGCACCAUUCAUCGCGUCGUAAAUGGUGCUCGACAAAUACAAAUGUUCUCUGACUCGUAUACAUUCCGAAGCAAUUUAUUUAGCGU